Molecule: messenger RNA, 1423 nt
Organism: Xenia sp. Carnegie-2017
Lineage: Eukaryota; Metazoa; Cnidaria; Anthozoa; Malacalcyonacea; Xeniidae
Product: ubiquitin domain-containing protein UBFD1-like
Exons: 11
Coding region: 384-1106 (240 amino acids)
Molecular function (GO): cadherin binding; RNA binding
Source: RefSeq, a predicted model, not a curated record
AAAAAUUUUUUCGUACGACUUUAUCAAUACAUGCACAAGUUUCGGUUUGGCCGGUUGGGUCAUAGUUUGUUUGGUCGUUAACGACCACGUGGUGCGCAGUCAUUGUGCGCAGUGCAGAUAUCCGCAUAAAUUGUCGAUUUACUUCGAAGGCGACAUUUUUGGCGCCAGUCAGUCCAAUAUGGCAGACGAAAAUCAAUCUGGUGACAAACAAGGAGAUGAAGCAACUGAGAAAAAGCAAAAAUGUUUAGUAGGAGAAAGUGAAAGUUUAAAUCAAGAACAAAAAGAUGGUAUCAUAAGCGAAAGAGAUUGCUCAUUCAAUGGUGAGAAAGACAUAAGUAAAGAUACCAAUAAAGAUGAAAGCAAAUGUAUAGCGGAAGAAAAAAAUGGACGAAUCAUUGGAAGAUGAAAGCAAAGCUGUAGUAGACAUGAUUCACUUUCGUAUUAUUUGGAACAAACAGAACUAUGAUGUUACGUUUGAUCCCAAUGAGACAGUCAGAAACUUAAAGAAACAUAUUGAAACUUUAACAGGUUUGCCAGUUUUAAUGCAGAAAUUGAUGUUUAAAGGUCUUGUGAAAGAUGACACACAGACAUUGAGUGAUUUAAAAGUGACAAAUAAUACAAAGAUGAUGGUGAUUGGUUCUACUAUGAAAGAUAUCCUGAAUAUUCAGCCGUCUGCUAAGUCAUUAAAAGAAGACACUUCAUCUUUUGUCACGUCAAAAGAACCUUGGUCAAAGCAGAAGAUGCAUAAAAAGAUUCUUGAUAAAGGUAAACCAGAAGAUGUCAUGCCUGGAGAUAAGAGUAAAAAGGAACCAUUACCUAGAACACCAAUUUCUGGGAUGCUGAAUAAAGCUGCUGGGAAAGUGAGACUCACCUUUAAACUUGAACUUGAUCAACUAUGGAUUGGAACAAAAGAGAGGACAGAAAAAGUAUCUAUGGGAUCCAUAAAGAAAGUUCUUUCAGAGCCAAUAGAAGGACAUGAAGACUAUCAUGUCAUUGCAAUACAACUUGGACCAACAGAAGCAUCUCGAUAUUGGGUAUACUGGGUUCCAGCACAGUACGUUGAUGCCAUUAAAGACACUAUAUUGGGGAAAUGGCAAGCUUUUUAACACAUCAACAUGUCUUAUUUAUAAAAAAUCUUAAUUUAAUGUUGUUGCAUGUUUUAAUUCCCUGAAAGGAUUUCCUUGCAAUUAUUGUACAAGUAAAACUUCUUUCUGAUGGAAAACCUUUAGAGGCAAGAUUUAAAUGAUGCAGAUGGAAUAAUUUCUUACUAUCAGGUUUUUUUAUCGUAAGAUGAACAUGAGAAACCUAAAAUCGUUUUUCAUUCAAAUGUUACUGAAUUAUUACUCACUACACAUUGUUUUAAGUGUUAAGUAUGCAUUUUCUGUUAUACAGCAAAGGAAUUUAUGUUUGAUAAAGCACCUUA